Messenger RNA from Lindgomyces ingoldianus, 1315 nucleotides. RefSeq names its product P-loop containing nucleoside triphosphate hydrolase protein. The transcript has 3 exons. NCBI's taxonomy places the organism in Eukaryota, Fungi, Ascomycota, Dothideomycetes, Pleosporales, Lindgomycetaceae. Bases 39 to 1100 code for a protein of 353 amino acids. Gene Ontology annotation, biological process: DNA repair; DNA-templated DNA replication. Gene Ontology annotation, cellular component: Rad17 RFC-like complex; Elg1 RFC-like complex; DNA replication factor C complex. The record is from RefSeq and is a predicted model, not a curated record. Gene Ontology annotation, molecular function: DNA binding; DNA clamp loader activity; ATP hydrolysis activity.
UUUCUUUCCACCACUAUUCUCCCAGCAAAACCCUCAAAAUGGCGUUGUUGGUCGACAAACACCGACCCCGAAACCUUGAGUCUCUCAGCUAUCAUCCCGACCUCUCACAACGUCUAAAAGCUCUUGCGCGAAGCGGCGACUUCCCACAUCUACUCGUAUACGGCCCUUCCGGUGCGGGCAAGAAAACACGCAUUGUCGCCACUCUUAAAGAAUUGUACGGCCCCGGAGUCGAAAAGAUAAAAAUCGACGCCCGCGUCUUCCAAACCACAUCGAACCGGAAACUCGAAUUCAAUAUUGUGGCCUCGGUGUACCACCUCGAAAUCACACCAUCUGAUGUUGGAAACUUCGAUAGAGUUGUGGUCCAAGACCUGCUUAAAGAAGUCGCGCAGACACAGCAGGUGGAUCUUGGCGCAAAGCAAAGGUUCAAGGUUGUUGUCAUUAAUGAGGCGGAUCAUUUGACGAGGGAUGCGCAGGCUGCGCUGAGGAGGACUAUGGAGAAGUAUAGUCCGAAUUUAAGACUGAUACUGUUGGCGAAUUCGACGAGUAAUAUCAUUGCGCCGAUUCGGAGUAGAUGCUUGCUUGUGAGGGUUGCCGCGCCGACUGAGAGCGAGAUAUGUACGGUGCUGAGGAAAGUGGGACUGAAAGAGGGGUGGAAGGAGGUGGAUGGGCUGAAUAAAAGGAUUGCGAAGGAUAGUGGGAGGAAUUUGAGGCGUGCGUUGUUGAUGUAUGAGGCGGUGCAUGCACAGAACGAGAAUAUCACAGAGAACACCCACAUCCCUCCCCCCGACUGGGAAGCCCUCAUCGCCCAGAUAGCUGACCAAAUCAUUCAAGAACGCAGUCCAGCACGCCUCCUCCAGAUCCGAGCUCAGCUCUAUGACCUCCUCUCCCAUUGCAUCGACCCAACAACUAUCCUGAAGACUUUGACCUGGAAGCUGAUUCCAAAAACAGAGGACGAGCUCAAACCGGAAGUCAUCAAGUGGGCGGCGUUUUACGAACAUAGGUGCAAGACUGGAAGUAAGGCCAUUUUCCACCUCGAGGCUUUUGUUGCCAAGUAUAUGCGGAUAUAUGAGAGUUAUUUAAUGGGCAUGGACUUUGAGUGAGCGUUAUGAUUAUCCUUGUCGUAGUGGCCGAGUUCGAGAUGGUUGGUUAAGGCUUCUAGUCCAUUGGGGACUAAAGGAUGAUGUUCCGUUGCUCAAAGACAUGAUACCGAAGGGAGUAUGAACACUCACCUAUACAGGGGGUGACGCUCAUGAUCCCUCCUUUCAAAUCAUACCAUUCAACAGCAAUCGUUUGUUGAGCAGGCCCGCAUACUGGC